Messenger RNA from Nomia melanderi (Alkali bee), 2547 nucleotides. RefSeq lists its product as uncharacterized. NCBI's taxonomy places the organism in Eukaryota, Metazoa, Arthropoda, Insecta, Hymenoptera, Halictidae. Gene Ontology annotation, biological process: RNA processing; adenosine to inosine editing. Gene Ontology annotation, cellular component: nucleolus; cytoplasm. Gene Ontology annotation, molecular function: double-stranded RNA binding; double-stranded RNA adenosine deaminase activity; tRNA-specific adenosine deaminase activity. The record is from RefSeq and is a predicted model, not a curated record.
ACUUCCGAUAACAGUAAACAACGUCAUUUCCUUCUUCUCCGUAACAAAACUGUAAUUCAUUCCCGUUUAUGUGAGUGAUCCCGCUGUAUAGAACUUGUAUUUAUCAUAAAAUAUUUACAUUUUAUGUUUUAGAAUUGUGUAUAAUAUAAAUAAAUAUUCUAUAUAGUUAGAAUUUCACUGUUAAUUUUAUUGAAAGUGAUUUUAUCUAAGGAUUAAAAGUGAAUAUGUAUACGAGAAGCAGACAAAGUCAAGGCUAUGCCAAUGCAAGGAACCAAAAUAACCCAACUUUAAACUACCAAGGUCAAAAUGCUUAUAAUCAAGGAGGCUUCCAAGGUUCCCAACCCGCUUCUAAUCAGCAGAGCAAUUAUAAACAAGGAAGUGCACAAAACGUACAAGCGUUUAAGCAACAACAACAACAACAAAUUCCAUCAAGAAAUUUACAACAAGGGAAAUCCCAACCGCAACAGCAACAACAACAGCAGCAGCAGCAGCAGCAGCAGCAACAACAACCACCUCCACCACCGCCACAGCAACAAAUAAAACAACCACAACAGCCUAUUACAAGUUCAUCUCAAAUUCAAUCGCAACCUCAAUCUCAACCUCAACCUCAACCAGUUCCACAACCACAAUCUCAACAACAUCAACAACAAUCACAGUCUCAGACUCCAACACAACUUCAAUCUCCAGCCCUACUUCAACGAUUGAAGCCAAUUUUGAAACAAAUAUCCCAUACACAGCAGCAGGCUACACCAGCUGUGCAAAGUAAUCCUGUUCCAUCUUCUCAACCACCAAUACCUACUCCAAUACCUCCAACAUCUAAUUCUAGUCCUACGGCACCAUUAACAAAUAAUGCGUCUGAAACAAAGAGUGAGAGUCAAGCAUCUGAGAAUACUGAUGCUGAAAUGCAAGAACAACAACCAAGAUGGAGACGCAAAUUACCUGGGUUUAGAGUAAAUAAACGACUCAAGCGACUUCGUUUGAAUCAACGUUUAAGGAAAACGUUGCAACCAAAAAAUGCAAUUAUGGUACUAAAUGAAAUGAAAGCUGGGGUACAGUUUACAUUUCCUGAAACUCAGGGAAUGCCGAAUUCACUUUAUCUUGUUCAUGCAGAGCUUGACGGAAAAACCUAUGUUGGACAAGGAUUGUCUAAGCCACUUGCUCGACAAAAUGCCGCGGAAAAUGCAUUGAAAGCUUUAUUACUUGAAAAAAUGACAGCAGCAUCUCUUAAAGCACGUAUUGAUGCUGAAUCAGAUGGACUAAAUCAAUCAACAGAUUCAUCGAGCGUAUCGAAGGAUGAUAAUAAUGAAGAAGGUGGAACACCUAUGGACACUACUGUUGAUGAGAGUGAUGAAAUUCCAUGGAGUUCUUUGGCUAGUUUUGCAUUAUAUAAGCUUUUCCUGGAGUGGCAUAAUCAAGGAACAUCAGUCCCCGUUUCAAGACCUGGAUUACCAUCUCCUGUUAAAGGAGUUAAAAAAGAAAUCGCUCAUGUUCCAAAGACUCCAGUUCAGAAAGAACUCCCACCGAAUGCUACAAACAUACACCCUGUAAUGUUAUUAAACCAAAUGAGACCAGGUUUAACAUACGUAGAAUUGAAUCGCGUUGGUAAUCCACCAAACACAAUGUUUACUCUUGCUGUAGAAAUUGACGGUAUUGAAUACACAGGAACAGCAAAAAACAAAAAAGAUGCCAAGAAAAUAGCUGCGAAAGCAGCACUGUUAGCCUUGUAUGGUUUAAGCUACCCAGAUGAAACUAAGUCAGUUCUGCAAGAUAUUACAAUGGCUUAAAAUAACAACAUUUGAACAAAAUUAAUAAUUUGAAUUUUAAUUUGAUCACUUCGAUUUAUAUAUAUUGUGUGAAUUACUGCGUAUUGCAGAAGAGAUUCUAAAACUCGAAUAACCUGCAAUAAUAACAUAAGAACUUUUCAAUUUAUAUUUAUAAAUAUAUAGAAUUCAUGUACACAUAUAUCUAUAUGUAUAAUAUUCAUUGUCUAUAAUAUUAAAUAUUUAAAGAGUAUUCUUUCUUAUAAAUGACAUGUUAUGUCUAAAUAAUGAUAAUGUGUUUAAAUGGUUAUCUCUUUUAUUAAAUGUAACAUCUUAUAUAAGAUUCUAGUAACAUAGCAAAAAUGUUUAAAACAAAAGUUUAUUGAUAUUAAUUGAAAAAGUGGUUGAUAUCAACAAAAUUUUUAAAGUAUCUUCCAUGUGUAAAAAGUAAAUGUUCUUACACUAAAUAGAAAGAUAAAUUCAGUAAUACAACUGAGGCCAAAUAUGCAUUAUUUUAAUUAUUUCUUUAACCCACUCACGCAGAAAAACGAGUCAGACUCGUGUUAUACAAAAUGAGUGCUGCACGAAUGGGUUAAAUAGUUUAAUUUGUACCUAAUGUACAAAUCAGAUAAAAAUUGCAUGCUUUCUAACUUUGGAUUAUAUCAAUAAAUUCAUCAUUUUAUUUCAAUGAACUUUUGAUUAAAAUACUUUUUGUUAUGUUACUAGAUCUAAUUCGACUGACUCAUAGUUCAGUUUGUAUCCAUUAAUACUUUGACCGCCACGUUAC